This is a messenger RNA of Cyphomyrmex costatus, 1045 nucleotides long. RefSeq names its product Tetraspanin 26A (gene Tsp26A). The coding region runs from base 1 to 936 and encodes 311 amino acids. NCBI's taxonomy places the organism in Eukaryota, Metazoa, Arthropoda, Insecta, Hymenoptera, Formicidae. The transcript has 10 exons. Gene Ontology annotation, cellular component: plasma membrane. The record is from RefSeq and is a predicted model, not a curated record.
AUGCCCGCCGUGCGGAAGUACCGAAGGGAUACCAGCGAGGUGAGCUGCUGCCUCAAAUACGUGAUCUUUGGAUUUAACGUCAUGUUCUGGUGGCUUGGUCUGGGUAUCAUGGCAGUGGGCGUCUGGGCAUGGACCGAAAAGGACACCUUCAACAACCUGUCCCGCCUCACAAACGUCGCACUCGAUCCAGCAUUUAUCCUCAUUCUAGUCGGUACAGUGACAUUUAUCAUCGGUUUCACGGGAUGCGUCGGCGCGCUACGGGAGAACACAUGCCUCCUCGCCGCGUACGCAAUAUUUUUAGCGCUAUUGCUGUUGAUGGAAAUGACUGUCGGUGUUCUAGGAUUUAUCUUCAAAGAUUGGAUAAAAUCACAAGCUACGGGGGGCUUCCAAGCGUUCAUUAUCCACUACAGAGAGGAUCCUGAUCAGCAGAAUCUCAUUGAUUGGAUUCAAGAAGAUUGGUUGCAAUGUUGCGGCAUCGAGGGCCCGAAGGAUUGGGACCGCAACAAUUAUUUUAAUUGUUCGUCGAGCGACAUAGGCUCGAGGGAAGCGUGCGGCGUGCCUUUUAGCUGUUGCAAGCGAAAACCUAAUGAAAUCAUUAAAAACAAACAAUGCGGUUAUGAUGUAAGAAAGCCCAGUUAUACGGGAGAGAGGAGUAUAUUCGAGCGGGGUUGCCUAAGAGCGGGUGAGGAGUGGCUAGAAUUGAACCUCGUACCCGUCGCUGGUACCGUGGUCAGCACCAUGGUUCUGCAGAACUUUGAGGUCGCCAAAGUGAUUUACGAAAAAGGUUGCAUACAGGCCGGCGAGGAGUGGAUCGAACGAAAUCUCCUCGCGAUUGCCAGCGGUGCGGUUGGCACAGCAUUCACUCAGAUUCUGGGAAUCUGCUUCGCGCAGAAUCUGCGCGCGGAUAUAUUCGCGCAAAAGGCGAAGUGGCAUUGACAAUCGCGUGCCCCCACGGCAGUUUAGCAUCUUUCUCUAUAGAUGCUAACCGGCUACGUUGAUCGAAUUACAAAGUCUCGACGCGAACUCAGAGCUCUGACGAGUGGAC